AUGGAACAAGAAUGCAGCGGCAUUGCUGCUCUUGUUGCCCAUGCUGCAUUUACUGCUGGUCGCAGAGCAACACUGACGAAGCAUGCCUUGCGGUUGGGCAGACUGCUGGUCGACAGACCAGCAAAUCAGAGAGAGAAACGCAGAAAGCAGGAUUUCAGUUUAGUUUCGGGAGCCAGGUUCGACAUCCGGAUGGAUGUAAGCUCCAACCCAAACAUGACAGGGCAUGUCGACGGGGAAGGAAUCCGGCUGAUCCGCGCGGACAAACCUCAAAGGGUGAGAAUUGGUUGGGAACGGUUGAAACAGUCAAGGGGAGGUGGGAGGUCGGUCACCGAAGAGGCGAGCGAUUGA
Molecule: messenger RNA, 348 nt
Organism: Colletotrichum scovillei
Lineage: Eukaryota; Fungi; Ascomycota; Sordariomycetes; Glomerellales; Glomerellaceae
Exons: 1
Coding region: 1-348 (115 amino acids)
Source: RefSeq, a predicted model, not a curated record